UAGAGAAGAGAGAAUGAACAAAGGAAUGAAUGGAUUUUCAUUUUGAAAACUCUGAAGAGAGCAAAAGGGUGUUGAAUUAUAUUACAUAUCAUUUUUUUGUUCAAGCAUUUCAGUGGCUGAGUUUAGUUUUUGGCUCCCCAUUUUCUGGGUCUCAGCAGUUCCUCAAAACAAGCACGAUUUUCUCUCCUUUUCCUCGCCUAUUCUUGUCCCUAAUUCUCAUCCCCCUCUUUGCCUCUUCACAUCCUCUUCUUCACCAUGAGAUUCAUUUCUUGAUUAAUCGCCUCCAUCUCCAAGCGUAUGAGUUUUCUCUAGGUAUCAUAGUCUUUUAAUCUCCUUUUGCAUUGCUCUUAAUUGUUUUUCCUUUCUGGGCUUUCUUUAUUUUCCUUGAAUUUGUUGAUUUCACACUGUUGGAUUAAUCCCCCCAAGUCUGAAGUACGUUGAAUCGCAGUAGUUAGGAAAAUUUCUUUGUGUUUAAAGAUUGUGCAAAAAGAGAGGUGAAGAUGUCAAGCUUUGUGGGUGUUCUUGUUUCUGAUCCAUGGCUUCAAAGUCAAUUCACCCAAGUCGAGCUUCGAACCCUCAAAUCCAGAUUUCUUUCGGUAAGGAGCCAAUCGGGUCGUGUCACGGUCGAAGAUUUGCCACCUGUUUAUGCGAAAUUGAAAGCUUUCAGUGGAAUUUUUACUGAGGAUGAGAUUAAAGAAUUCUUGAAGGAAACAAGUCGAGACGUCGGUGAAGAAAUCGAUUUUGAGUCGUAUCUUAGGGCAUAUUUAGAUUUACAAGCCAGAGCCACAGAGAAAUCAGGCGAAUCUAAGAAUUCGUCGUCGUUCCUCAAGGCUGCCACAACUACGUUCCAUCACGCAAUUAACGAAUCCGAGAAAGCAUCUUAUGUUGCACACAUAAACAGUUUUCUGGGUGAAGAUCCAUUUCUGAAGAAUUAUCUCCCUUUAGAUCCAGCUACCAAUGAUUUGUUUGACCUUGCGAAAGACGGCGUUCUUCUCUGUAAGCUCAUCAAUGUAGCUGUUCCAGGGACCAUAGACGAACGAGCUAUCAAUACGAAAAAAGUCCUUAAUCCAUGGGAGAGAAACGAAAACCAUACGCUCGGCCUUAACUCCGCAAAGGCUAUUGGAUGCACAGUGGUUAACAUUGGCACACAAGAUUUGGUUGAAGCUAGACCACAUCUGCUGCUUGGAUUGAUAUCACAAAUCAUUAAGAUUCAAGUGCUGGCUGAUCUUAAUCUGAAUAAAACUCCUCAACUUGUGGAACUGGUUGAUGAUAGCAAGGAGGUGGAAGAACUCAUAGGGUUAGCACCAGAGAAAGUUCUACUCAAAUGGAUGAAUUUUCAUCUGAAAAAAGCUGGCUAUGAGAAACAAGUCACAAACUUUUCAUCAGAUGUGAAGGAUGGGGAGGCAUAUGCUUAUCUGCUCAAUGCUCUUGCACCGGAGUUCUCUGGUCCAUCGACUUUGAACGUGAAAGAUCCUACCGAAAGAGCAAAUAUGGUUCUUGAGGUUGCAGAAAAAUUGGAAUGUAAAAGAUAUCUAACUCCCAAGGACAUUGUUGAGGGCUCACCUAAUCUUAAUCUUGCAUUUGUUGCCCAAAUUUUUCAGCAAAGGAAUGGGUUGUCUGCCGAUACUUCCAAAAUGUCAUUUGCAGAAAUGAUGACUGAUGAUGUCGAAACUUCGCGGGAGGAGCGGUGCUUCCGGUUGUGGAUUAACAGUAUUGGCAUAGCUACAUAUGUGAACAAUGUUUUCGAGGACGUCAGACACGGAUGGGUUCUUUUGGAAGUUCUUGACAAGGUUUCUCCUGGAUCAGUAAUCUGGAAACAGGCAACAAAGCCUCCUAUCAAGAUGCCAUUUAGAAAAGUUGAGAAUUGCAACCAAGUAGUAAAACUUGGGAAGGACUUGAAUUUUUCUCUUGUAAACGUAGCUGGGAAUGAUAUUGUGCAGGGAAACAAGAAGCUUAUACUAGCAUUUCUAUGGCAACUGAUGAGGUUUUCUAUGCUUCAACUGUUGAGAAACCUGAGAUCACACUCUCAAGGUAAAGAGGGCAAAGAGAUUACAGAUGCUGAUAUUCUGAAUUGGGCAAACAACAAAGUGAAGAAAGCCGGUAGAACCUCCCAAAUGGAGGGCUUCAAGGAUAAGAACCUUUCAAAUGGCGUCUUCUUCCUCGAACUUCUUAGUUCUGUGGAGCCAAGGGUGGUGAACUGGGCAGUUGUUACAAAAGGAGAGACUGACGAAGACAAGAAGCUGAACGCGACGUAUAUUAUUAGUGUGGCUCGAAAGCUCGGCUGCUCCCUUUUCUUGCUCCCUGAAGAUAUUAUUGAAGUGAACCAAAAGAUGAUCCUUAUACUGACUGCUAGCAUCAUGUACUGGAGCCUGCUGCAACAAGCAGGGGAGUCUGAGCUGUUAACCAUGAACGACGGUAACGUUUCGGAUGCAAGCACCGAAACGUCCAUGGACGGGACGGGAUCAUCCUUGGCUGCCCAGACAUGUGCUUUGGCAAUGGAGGACACUGCUGAAGUUCAAAAUGAAGAUUCUUAACAGAGAGCUACCCAGAGAAGCAAAGUCAGCAUUCCUUUUGUCCCUUUGAUUAAAUUUGUUUAUU
Messenger RNA from Cucurbita moschata (crookneck pumpkin), 2598 nucleotides. RefSeq names its product fimbrin-5-like. The record is from RefSeq and is a predicted model, not a curated record. Gene Ontology annotation, cellular component: actin filament bundle; actin filament; cytoplasm. NCBI's taxonomy places the organism in Eukaryota, Viridiplantae, Streptophyta, Magnoliopsida, Cucurbitales, Cucurbitaceae. Gene Ontology annotation, molecular function: actin filament binding. The coding region runs from base 501 to 2534 and encodes 677 amino acids. The transcript has 15 exons. Gene Ontology annotation, biological process: actin filament network formation; actin filament bundle assembly.